This is a messenger RNA of Raphanus sativus (radish), 1951 nucleotides long. Its product is annotated as katanin p60 ATPase-containing subunit A1. Lineage: Eukaryota; Viridiplantae; Streptophyta; Magnoliopsida; Brassicales; Brassicaceae. Gene Ontology annotation, cellular component: microtubule cytoskeleton. The record is from RefSeq and is a predicted model, not a curated record. Gene Ontology annotation, molecular function: ATP hydrolysis activity; microtubule severing ATPase activity; microtubule binding. Bases 167 to 1759 code for a protein of 530 amino acids. Gene Ontology annotation, biological process: microtubule severing. The transcript is spliced from 7 exons.
GACAGUGACAUGGCGUCCAUCUCGUCUCGUCUUCCCCCUCCAACCUCGCCGACGAGUCUCGUAAAUCUGGAGAGAGAGAGAAAGAAGGGUCCCUAGAUCGAAGCUCUUGCUUGCUUCGGAGAUAGAUUUGGGUGUGUGUGUGUGUGUUGAGAAAAAUCGAAGAGAAAUGGGAAGUAGUAAUAACAACUCGUUGGCGGGACUACAAGAUCACCUGAAAUUAGCGAGAGAAUACGCACUAGAAGGAUCCUACGACACUUCUGUCAUCUUCUUCGAUGGCGCCCUUGCUCAGAUCAACAAGCAUUUAAACAGCAUUGAUGAUCCUAUGACGCGGACUAAAUGGAUGAACGUUAAAAAGGCCAUCUUGGAAGAGACUGAAGUUGUAAAGCAACUGGAUGCAGAGAGGAGAGCUUUUAAGGAAGCUCCCACCGGUCGUACUCGUGCUGCUUCUCCUCCUAUCAAUAGUAGUACCAAAUCUUCCUUUGUCUUUCAGCCCUUGGAUGAGUAUCCAACUUCCUCCUCCUCCUCCGGUGCUCCCAUGGAUGAUCCUGAUGUCUGGAGGCCUCCCACCCGUGAUGUUUCUACCCGAAGACCCUCCAGGCCUGGUGCUAUGAGAAAGUCUCCUCAAGAUGGUGCUUGGGCUCGUGGUGGUGCCCCUACUACAAGGACUGCUCCAUCUUCCCGAGGUGGAAGAGGCGGUAAGUCUGCUGCUGCAACCGCACGCUCUUCUGCUACUGCUGCUGCUGGAAAGAAAGGACCUGCCUCCAAAUCCACCAAGCCAGACUCUACCAAUGGCGAUGCUGAAGACGGGAAGUCAAAGCGGGGAUUGUAUGAGGGACCUGAUGAGGACCUGGCUGCUAUGCUUGAAAGGGAUGUGUUGGACUCGACUCCUGGUGUCCGUUGGGAUGAUGUUGCUGGUUUGUCUGAAGCCAAACGGCUCCUUGAGGAAGCUGUUGUCCUUCCUUUAUGGAUGCCUGAAUACUUUCAGGGUAUUCGGAGACCGUGGAAAGGAGUUCUCAUGUUUGGUCCUCCUGGGACAGGUAAAACUCUGUUGGCUAAAGCGGUUGCAACAGAGUGUGGUACCACCUUCUUCAACGUCUCUUCUGCUACAUUGGCUUCAAAAUGGCGAGGAGAGAGUGAGCGGAUGGUCAGAUGCCUGUUUGAUCUUGCAAGGGCAUAUGCUCCAAGCACGAUUUUUAUUGACGAGAUCGACUCUCUUUGCAAUUCUCGGGGGGGUUCUGGAGAGCAUGAGUCGUCAAGAAGGGUGAAAUCUGAACUCCUAGUCCAAGUAGAUGGAGUGAGCAACACAGCGACAAAUGAAGAUGGAAGUCGCAAAAUAGUGAUGGUGUUAGCAGCUACCAAUUUCCCAUGGGACAUAGAUGAAGCUCUCAGGAGGAGGCUGGAAAAACGUAUAUACAUCCCACUUCCAGAUUUAGAAAGUCGCAAGGCUCUUAUCAAUAUCAAUCUGAGAUCAGUUGAGGUGGCGAGUGAUGUGAACAUUGAAGAUGUGGCUAGGAGAACGGAAGGGUACAGUGGAGACGAUCUGACAAACGUGUGUAGGGACGCGUCGAUGAACGGGAUGAGGCGUAAGAUAGCAGGGAAAACGAGGGAUGAGAUAAAGAACAUGUCAAAGGACGAUAUCUCAAACGAUCCUGUGGCAAUGUGUGAUUUCGAAGAGGCCAUUAAGAAAGUGCAACCCAGUGUGUGUGCCUCCGAUAUCGAGAAACACGAGAAGUGGCUCUCUGAGUUUGGAUCUGCUUAAACCCCCUUUAAAACCCAACCACCUUUUUUUCUUCUCAUUAUUACUCUCUCAAGCUCAAAGAAUGUGUUUGUGUGUUGUUUAUAUUAUUAUGAUCAUGUUAUGUUGUUUCUAGUACCUAUAUUACAUCCAACUCCAGAGAAAUGAUUGUAUUGUUUUCUUUGUUUUUGCAUGAAGUAAACCUUUCCUUGUUAA